Molecule: messenger RNA, 1260 nt
Organism: Plasmopara halstedii
Lineage: Eukaryota; Oomycota; Peronosporomycetes; Peronosporales; Peronosporaceae
Product: Protein geranylgeranyltransferase type II, alpha subunit
Exons: 4
Coding region: 1-1260 (419 amino acids)
Biological process (GO): protein prenylation
Cellular component (GO): cytoplasm
Molecular function (GO): protein prenyltransferase activity
Source: RefSeq, a predicted model, not a curated record
AUGGCUGCAUUAUUGGCGCGGCUUAUGUGCAUCUUCCAAGAAGACCCGCUCAUUGACGAGGUAGGUCUACUUUUCGGCAUAGAAGCGAGAGACUUGACGCCCGAGACCGCUUUUACUCUGGAAAAUCACAAGCUUGGUGUGGCAUUUGCGGCCGGAAAACCGCUUUUUCAAGCAGCUCGCCUGCAAUUCCAUGUGUUGAAUGCGCGCUUUCAGGAAAAGGUGACAGAAAUCACACAAUCAAAUGACAAUGAGCAACGCGCUCAACUGGUGCACUGCACACGCGCAAUUCUUCUCAUCAGCGCCGACUUUUAUACAGCUUGGAAUACGCGAAAGUUGUUUGUGACGCGAGGCUGGCUAAACGCACAUGACGAGAUACAAUUUACGAACCUUGUAUUCACAUUGCACCCGAAGAGUAUUGACACAUGGGCGUACCGGCGGUGGCUGGCAAAUCUAGUAUGUCAGUCUUCAUCAGAAAACGACAACUUGAUAUUUUACAGUCGAGAGAUAGAGGUGUGUAGUCGUCUAGCAGAGCAAAAACCGCGGAAUUAUCAUGCGUGGAGUUUUCGGCACUGGAUCGUGUCUCAGCUUCCGGUGGUUCUCACACUUCAGGAGCUAAAAGAUAUGGAACGAUGGUGUAGAACUCACAUCACUGACCAUUCGGGGUGGAAUCAUCGUCAGCAUACAUUGAACGAGCUAAUUAAGAAAUACCGAAUCUCUGGACAUGAAAAUCUUUCAAAGGAACUCAUUCUUACCGAGUACAAAUUUGUGUCGGAAAUCGUGACACUAUAUCCGUCACACGAGGCUCUGUGGUGUCAUCGACGCUACGUUAUGCAGAGAUUGCUCGAUGAGCUUCCAAGAACAGAAACUGCCAUAUGUCAUGACUUAACAGUCCUACAUAAAUCGAUUUCUUUGGUGUCAAUGGUAAUAUCCCGAUCAACACCGGAGUCAUAUGAAAACACGACAUUAGAUGCAUCAUUGGAUCAACAACUUAAACAUUUGAGUAGUAACUCAGAUGCUUUUGUUUUAUGUGCGGUCGUCAACGAGAUCGGCAUCGCUUGGAAGUGUGGAAACCAAUUCUCACGACGAUUUAGUGCGUGGUGUCUUGCGCGGCUUCGUGCAUUUCUAUACAGACACCAGAAAGUUGAAGAGAUAGACACAUCGUCGCUUGAUUCACUCACAUCAAUUGUGCAAAAAAGUUUGGUCCAAGAUGAUAGUAUGUUAAAAGAUCUGUGGGUUGGUGCGUUUGCAGAAUGCAAAUAG